This is a messenger RNA of Larimichthys crocea (large yellow croaker), 3169 nucleotides long. RefSeq names its product fibroblast growth factor 23 (gene fgf23). Gene Ontology annotation, molecular function: growth factor activity. The coding region runs from base 702 to 1499 and encodes 265 amino acids. The transcript has 3 exons. NCBI's taxonomy places the organism in Eukaryota, Metazoa, Chordata, Actinopteri, Sciaenidae. The record is from RefSeq and is a predicted model, not a curated record.
GAUAAUGACAUUUUGUGUGUUUGUUUUCUGUGAGUCUCUCUCUCUCUAUACAGUUUAAUGUGUCCUAUGCUGCAACCAAAAAUAGUUUGAGCCAGUCAAGUGUAACUUCCCACAGUCUCCCAGUUAAACUGUGCUAAAUAAGAGUGUGGCUCCCUCUGCUGGUGGACUGGUGAAGACUUUGGAGUUUGGAAGAUGCGUAAAAGUAGAAAUAAGUUCAAAGCACGACUAAACAAAACUGUGAAAGAUUUAAUAGGGCGCUUUAUUAAUUAAAGUAAUUCCUUAAUUAAGACUUCUGGAGAAUUGAAAACGUCAAUUGAACUGAUUCACAUAGUGAGUUUUAUCCCUGAUUUAAUUAACAAAUCUUUGUUUCCAGUCUAAAUAACCAGUGCACUAUUAGGAAACAGACUUAGACCAGUGUUUAAGGUGGAUGAGUCAAGACGGGUCACCCAAAAAUAAGAGUCCUGUCUGACCAAGAGCAUCGGGAUAAACAGACAGAGGUGGAAGUGGCCCUUCCGCUGCAGCAAACCCGCACAUCUGCUUUGGGGGCGAGUUUUUUUUUUUUUUUUUCCUUUUUACGCAAAGGAUGUGAGCAGGAGUGGCACUCGGGGGGCUUUAAAUAGGAACUGUCUCCAAACUUUGGGACAGCAGAGCAUCUGAAAACUUCAAGCAGCUCGCAGUGGAAAGCACCGGUUUGCUCUAGGAUGGACGUCAACAACAGAAGAUUUGGGAUGAGGGACACUGUGCUGGCGCUCUUACUCGCUGUCCUCCAGGGAGGAUUUCAUCUCGGGGAAACGGCCCCGAACCCGUCGCCUCUGGUUGGAUCCAACUGGGGGAACCCGAGGAGAUACAUUCACCUGCAGACAUCCACAGACCUCAACAACUUCUACUUGGAGAUCAGAUUAGAUGGCACUGUGCGCAAAACUACAGUCAGGAGUUCAUAUAGUGUGAUUUUACUGAAAGCUGAAACAAGGGAACGCAUCGCCAUCCUCGGCGUCAAAAGUAACCGUUACCUGUGUAUGGAUUUGGAGGGCAACCCGUUCAGCUCUCCCAUCUGCCUCCGGGACGAUUGCCUGUUCAACCACAGACUUCUGGAAAACAACCGGGACGUGUAUUACUCCAGCCGGACCGGCAUCCUGUUCAACCUGGAAGGCUCCCGGCAGGUGUUCUCAGCGGGCCAGAACCUGCCGCAGACUUCCCUCUUCAUGCCCAAGAAGAACACGGUCCCGCUGGAGCGCCUCCUGCUGCACAGAGAGAAGAGGAACCAGGUGGUGGAUCCAUCCGACCCGCACAAUGUCUACAUGGGACAAACAGAGGAGGGCUCGGACUCUCGGGCCGUGCAGGAGGACGACGCCGAACUGGAGGUGGAGGUCGAGGUAGAGGUUGGAGACGAUGGGCUCAACGUGUCCCGGGAGACUCCACUGGCUCCGUCCAGCCACGACCCCUGGAACGUGCACUCAUCCAACCUGGCCAGCCCCCGGAGCACCGGGACCAUGGGCUGAUUUCAGUGGUGACUUAUAUAUUUACCUUACUCUGAGUGAGUUAACUAUGUAGUUUGUGGGACUUUUAUUUUGAAAAACUAAAAGGACAACAUUCAGGUUGUGCCUUAUUUUUCAGAGUGAUUUAAAAAUGUCUCUUCAAUCAUCACUCAUUCAGAAAAAACAGUGUUUAUACACUGUAUGUACAAAAUAUUAGACUUGACUUGCAACCCCUUUUGCACAAUUUCUAGUGUUCACACACAUUUUAUUUUACACAUCUCCUGCUCUGGGAUGUCUUUAUCUGGAUUCAUCUCAUCGGUAAUGAAUAUUUUGGAUGAUAUGUGGAUGUCACCGCAGCUACAAAAAAAUCUCUUUAUGUGCCAGGAUGAGUGAUGAAAAUCCAUUUCCCAUCCCCAUCCAUUAUAAUUAGUUUUAUUUAUUGGCACUCUCUCACACUGAUGUAUCACUUAGAUGAGAGAUGGCACUAAAUAUUGAUUGAAUUAUUCAUACAGGCUAUUUAGUUUCCCCCCAGAGAACUAGGAUUCAUUUUAGAAAAGCAAACAAAUCCUUAAUAAUCAGUCAGCAUCCUUUCAUUUGGUGUUUUUUUUGUUUUGUUGUGGUCUCUUCUCAUUGAGGUUUUUUACAGCUGGUCUGAGAAACCCACAUUUCAAAGUGACAUUCCUGUUAAUCUCAAGACAGAAGCCUAACUUAGCCUACCUCUAGAGGACUGAAGGGCCCUGUCUGCUGAUGUGGAAGUAGGCAGACGUGAUUUUAAACCAAAAAUAUACACACGAAUAUACUUAAGAGUGGCAUUUAGUAGAGUUAGGGAUACGUUUUGCCUAUAUUUUUAAAGUCCUGAGUUUACUGAGUUUGUUUCUUGUUAGAUUUUGAACCUAAAACAGCAAAGUUUUUCCUAAACUUACAGUUCACCACAAUUACAGUAUCUGUUGUGUUAAUGUGUCUGUAUUUGUACAAUCCAAAUCAUGACUUGAAUAUAAUAACUACAGGGUAAAUAACCUUUACAGAACAGUAAUAUUAAUAUCAAAUUUGAACGUACUGUUAUGUGAUUAUUUGUUUCAGGUGCUGGGCACCACCAGCAAAACACGUUUAAAAGAAAAAAAAAAACAAGUCCCAAAGAGUAUUUAUUUAUUUAAAUCCAUUCCUUUGUUGUUAUUUAUGGUAUUUAUAAGGAUGCUUUACAGUUACAUGUAUAUAUAAUAAUAAAAAAAACAUGGUUUGUCUUUGAAUGUAUAAGUUGGAGAUGUGGACGGAGUGUUGUUGCUUGAAUUUGGGACAAAAUAAACUAAAGAAAGGAAACAUGUUCAGUGUUGUGUGUUAUUCAUGAGAGGAAGCGCCAUGAAUAUGUAUAAGUUUUUAUAAGUAACACAGUUUACUAAGCAGUUCCGCUCAUUAUCUGCACUUUCACAGCUUUUCCGCUUAAUUAACACACAGGUACACGGAGUUGCAGCUGAGUCAUGUCUCCAAAAAUAAACUUUGUGCUAUUUUUUUUUCACCUGAAUUAACAGUUAAAUUGGUCAAAUGUGCCCAUAUUAACCUUUGACGUGCCAAGGGCAGAGCUCGACGUUUUUGGGGUUGCCAGGCAACCUGCUAGCCGUUUCCCCCGGUUUCCAGUCUUUGUGCUAAGCUAAGCUAAGCAAAGCAACUCCAACUUCAGUUAAAUGGGAGUUAUGUCA